AUGCUUACGUUCACCUUGUCUCAAAGGGCGUCGCAGUCGAGCCUGCAGCUGCAGCUGGCGCCGUCGCUGGAGCACCAGACGGCGGCCAUGCUGAGCAUCCUGGAGCGCUACAAGUGGCACCAGUUCUCCGUCGUCACCAGCCAGAUCGCCGGACACGACGACUUCGUGCAGGCGCUGCGCGAGCGCAUCACCGAGAUGCAGGACCGCUUCAAGUUCAACAUCCUGAACACGAUUCUGGUGACGAAGCCGGGCGACCUGCAGGAGCUGGUGAACUCAGAGUCGCGCGUCAUGCUGCUCUACUCGACGCGCGAGGAGGCGGUGCACAUCCUGAAGGCUGCGCGCGACCUCAAGAUCACAGGCGAGAACUACGUCUGGGUGGUCACGCAGAGCGUCAUCGAGAACCGCGAGACGCCCUCGCACUUCCCCGUCGGCAUGCUGGGUGUGCACUUCGACACGAGCAGCUCGUCGCUGGUGAACGAGAUCACGACGGCCAUCAAGGUGUACGCGUAUGGCGUGGAAGACUUCGUUAACGACGCCCGCAACGCCGACCUGUCUCUCAACACGCAGCUGAGCUGCCACGGCGCCGGCGACUCGCGCUGGAAAACCGGCGACCGCUUCUUCCGGUACCUCCGCAACGUAAGCGUCGAAGGGGAACAGGGCAAGCCCAACAUAGAAUUCACGCCGGAGGGCGUUCUAAAGGCGGCCGAGCUGAAGAUCAUGAAUCUGCGGCCCGGAGUCAGCAAGCAGCUCGUCUGGGAAGAGAUCGGCGUGUGGAAGUCGUGGCAGAAGGAGGGCCUCGACAUCAAGGACAUCGUGUGGCCGGGCAACAGCCACACGCCGCCGCAGGGCGUGCCCGAGAAGUUCCACCUGAAGAUCACCUUCCUGGAAGAGCCGCCCUACAUCAACCUGGCGCCGCCCGACCCCGUCACCGGCAAGUGCAGCAUGAACCGCGGCGUGCUCUGCCGCGUCGCCAACGACGUCGACAUGGCGGGGUGA
Messenger RNA from Schistocerca piceifrons (Central American locust), 996 nucleotides. Its product is annotated as glutamate receptor ionotropic, NMDA 2B-like. Gene Ontology annotation, molecular function: adenylate cyclase inhibiting G protein-coupled glutamate receptor activity. The transcript has 6 exons. The record is from RefSeq and is a predicted model, not a curated record. Bases 1 to 996 code for a protein of 331 amino acids. Lineage: Eukaryota; Metazoa; Arthropoda; Insecta; Orthoptera; Acrididae.